UGAACAAUUCCGUAGUCUCAAGAUUCAGGUACUUGUGUGGAAAAUCUAGUUGAAAGCAAAAGAAGAAGAAAAUCCAUUUGUGCCCUCUUAGUUUCCAAACUAUGAGCCAAGGAAGAUAGAGACAAAGCAAAAAAAACCCUUCUUCUCCUUGGUUCUUCUUGCUGGGUUUUUUUCAAAAGUGUGAACUUUGGUUAUUAGAUUGAGUUUUGUGGUUUGUGAAGUUACUCGCGGUUUGAGGAAAAGGAACUGCAAAAGUUCGUGCGGUAUUAGGAAAGGUCGGCUAUUUGGGUUUUUUUUGGUAGCUGUGAAAUUUCAAGGGUGAAGUUUGAAAGAUGGCAAUGUCCUGCAAGGAUGGUAAACCUGGGAGCUUGGAUAAUGGGAAAUAUGUAAGGUACACACCUGAGCAGGUCGAGGCCCUUGAAAGGCUGUAUCAUGAAUGCCCUAAACCCAGUUCGAUUCGUCGGAAGCAGCUGAUUAGAGAGUGCUCUAUUCUCUCCAACAUUGAGCCAAAACAGAUCAAAGUUUGGUUCCAAAUAGAAAGAUGUAGAGAGAAGCAGAGGAAAGAGACAUCACGCUUUCAAGCUGUGAAUAGGAAGCUGACAGCAAUGAACAAGCUUUUGAUGGAGGAGAAUGAUAGGUUGCAGAAUCAGGUCUCACAGCUGGUGUAUGAGAAUGGUUGCUUUCGUCAGCAUACUCAGAAUGCGACCCUUGCAACCAAAGAUCCUAGCUGUGAAUCGGCGAUGACAAGUGGUCAACACCGUGUGACACAGCAGAAUCCUCCUAGAGAUGCUAGUCCUGCAGGGCUGUUGUCCAUUGCAGAAGAAACUUUAGCAGAGUUUCUUUCAAAGGCCACUGGAACUGCUGUAGAGUGGGUCCAAAUGCCUGGAAUGAAGCCUGGUCCGGAUUCCAUAGGAAUCGUUGCUAUUUCUCAUGGUUGCCCUGGAGUGGCAGCACGUGCCUGCGGCCUUGUGGGUCUUGAACCUACAAGGGUUGCAGAACUCCUCAAGGAUAGGCCUUCGUGGUUCCGCGAUUGCCGAGCUGUGGAUGUUUUGAAUGUGCUGCCUACUGCCAAUGGUGGGACCAUUGAGUUGCUGUACAUGCAGCUCUAUGCGCCAACGACAUUGGCGCCUUCUCGCGACUUCUGGUUGUUGCGUUAUACUUCUGUUCUAGAAGAUGGAAGCCUCGUGGUAUGUGAGAGAUCUCUGAAAAAUACUCAAAAUGGCCCAAGCAUGCUUCCAGUGCAGAAUUUUGUGAGAGCAGAAAUGUUUGCGAGUGGAUACCUUAUUCGCCCUUGUGAAGGGGGUGUUUCAAUCAUACACAUUGUGGAUCAUAUGGAUUUGGAGCCUUGGAGUGUGCCAGAAGUGUUGCGCCCUCUUUAUGAAUCAUCAACAGUGCUUGCUCAGAAAACGACGAUGGCGGCUUUACGGCAACUGAGGCAGAUAGCUCAAGAGGUUUCUCAACCUAAUGUGACUGGCUGGGGUCGACGACCAGCAGCCUUACGGGCACUUAGCCAGAGGUUGAGCAGGGGUUUUAAUGACGCUGUCAAUGGUUUCACUGAUGAGGGGUGGUCAAUGAUGGGAAACGAUGGCAUGGAUGAUGUUACUAUACUUGUGAACUCAUCUCCUGACAAGCUAAUGGGCCUCAAUCUUUCAUUUGCUAAUGGGUUUCCAUCUGUCAGCAAUUCAGUCUUAUGUGCUGUAGCCUCAAUGCUUUUACAGAAUGUUCCUCCAGCAAUCCUACUUCGUUUCCUACGGGAACACAGAUCAGAAUGGGCUGACUGCAGCAUUGAUGCCUACUCAGCUGCAGUUGUUAAUGUUGGUCCCUGUAGCCUACGAGGAUCUCGAGUAGGAGGUUUUGGCAGUCAAGUUAUACUUCCCCUGGCACAUACUAUUGAACAUGAAGAGUCCUUAGAGGUGAUUAAAUUGGAGGGAAUUACGCAAUCUCCUGAAGAUGUACUAAUGGCGAGAGAUGUUUUUCUCCUGCAACUAUGCAGUGGAAUGGAUGAAAAUGCUGUGGGCACCUGUGCUGAGCUUAUAUUUGCUCCCAUAGAUGCUUCUUUUGCUGAUGAUGCACCUCUUUUACCUUCUGGUUUCCGUAUCAUUCCUCUCGAUUCUGGGAAGGAAGCCUCUAGUCCAAAUCGCACUCUUGACCUAGCUUCUGCUCUUGAGAUUGGGCCAGCUGGAAAUAAAGCAUCUAAUGAUUGUUCUGCUGGUGCUGGCUGCGUGAGAUCUGUGAUGACCAUAGCAUUCGAGUUUGCUUUUGAGAGCCACCUUCAAGAACAUGUAGCAUCUAUGGCCCGACAAUAUGUUCGUAGCAUUAUAUCAUCAGUUCAGAGGGUGGCAUUGGCACUUUCUCCAUCAUAUUUAAGUUCACAAGCUGGUCUCCGAACCCCACUAGGUACUCCUGAAGCACAGACUCUUGCACGUUUGAUCUGUCAGAGUUAUAGGGUCUACAUGGGCGUUGAGUUGCUCAAAUCCAACACUGAAGGGAGUGAAUCUGUUCUCAAGACCUUGUGGCAUCACUCGGAAGCUAUCAUGUGCUGCUCUCUUAAGGCAUUGCCCGUUUUUACAUUCGCAAAUCAGGCUGGUCUAGACAUGUUGGAGACAACCCUGGUUGCUCUGCAGGACUUAACUUUGGAGAAGAUAUUUGAUGAACAUGGACGAAAGUCUCUCUGCACGGAAUUCCCACAGAUAAUGCGACAGGGAUUUGCUUGUCUACAAGGUGGAAUAUGUUUGUCAAGCAUGGGAAGACCAGUUUCAUAUGAGAGAGCAGUAGCUUGGAAAGUGUUGAAUGAAGAAGAGAAUGCUCAUUGCAUCUGCUUUAUGUUUAUCAAUUGGUCUUUUGUCUAAACUUUUGCACCCUCGUGGUGAGACAAAAUUAUCGGACAAUGUUUCGUUGGUUUGAUUGUGUAGUGGCAAAAACCCCUUAUGUUAAAUCUUCAGGUCUGUUAUUCCUCCGUACUUUUAAUGUAAUGAGUAUUUUAUGCUCGAA
Hibiscus syriacus is the source of this 2991-nucleotide messenger RNA. RefSeq names its product homeobox-leucine zipper protein ATHB-15-like. The record is from RefSeq and is a predicted model, not a curated record. Bases 333 to 2849 code for a protein of 838 amino acids. Gene Ontology annotation, molecular function: DNA binding; DNA-binding transcription factor activity; lipid binding. The transcript has 18 exons. Lineage: Eukaryota; Viridiplantae; Streptophyta; Magnoliopsida; Malvales; Malvaceae.